Polypterus senegalus (gray bichir) is the source of this 4296-nucleotide messenger RNA. It is a transcript of the gene fbln2, whose product is annotated as fibulin 2. Bases 471 to 3944 code for a protein of 1157 amino acids. Gene Ontology annotation, molecular function: calcium ion binding. The record is from RefSeq and is a predicted model, not a curated record. The transcript has 18 exons. NCBI's taxonomy places the organism in Eukaryota, Metazoa, Chordata, Cladistia, Polypteriformes, Polypteridae. Gene Ontology annotation, cellular component: extracellular region.
UCAGUUAGGAGCGCUAUAUACACCGGUUGCACUAUUUUCCUGUAAAAGACACACCUGAAGCUGCGCCGAACCGACAGUCGUGCUCUUAAGCUGGGAGCCCCGAGAGUCAGCGAGAGGACGAGAGGAUCAGCCAGCCAGCCAGCCAGCCCCCCGCCCACCGAAAUUAUAAGAGGGAGGAACUUGGUGUGGCGGGGCCGAGGCGCCUGGAUCAGGUACACACACGCCGUCACUGCGAUCCGAAUUGGAGCGGACCAAGAAGCUGCCAGCUCGUGGGCCACUGGCCCCCCUCUAGAAACUCAGCACAGCUCGUGCGGGACACUGCAAGGGAAUACACGCCAAAGUUCCCGAGAACUUCUAGUCGGACACCAACUUGGAAAGUCGCAUACUGGCUGCAGGGAUCGUUUGGAUAUUGUGACAGCAAAAAGCUUUAAAGGAGUUAUAGCUGCCCUGUACUACAUUGGUCAUUCAGAAUGGCUGCUGCUUGGCUCCUCAGGUCGGUCCUUUUAAAAGGUCUUUUAUUGUGGCAAGCUGUCAUCUGCAGUGCCCAGAAUGACUGCACUGGUGCUGAAUGCCUUGUACUGGAAAACUGCAUUGAAGAGGUGCUGGAAGUAGGCUCCUGUUGUGCAUCCUGCAUGAAGAAAGGUUGCACCUGCGAGGGGUACCAGUAUUAUGAUUGUGUGAAUGCAGGCUUUCGCAAUGGCAAAGUCCCAGAGGGUGAAUCUUACUUGGUAGAUUUUGGAAGUACCGAGUGUUCUUGCCCCAAAGGAGGAGGAAAAAUCACCUGUCACUUUAUCCCCUGCCCUGAAAUCCCCCGAAACUGCAUUGAGUUGGAUGAGCCAUCUGACAGUUGCUCCCAUUGCAAGCGAAUUGGAUGUACCCAUGGAGACCAGACAUAUGAAGCUGGUUAUACAUUCCAGAUGGACACCUGCCAGGUAUGCCAUUGCCCUAACACAGGAGGGGAUCUAAUGUGCUACCCUAAGCCAGAUUGUCAGUCACAAGCCACAGAGGAAGGAAACCAUCGAAAACAUUAUGAUGAACCUUACAGCUAUGAUCAGGAGGCCUCAGAAGAUCAACAGUCCAAAGAGCACAGCAGAAACCUCUCCAUGUUCAAAACAGAUCAUGCACACACAAUAGAUAAUGACUAUGACUACCCAGAAUUCAGCUCUACACAAAGAGCCAAGUGGAAUACUGUAUCACCAACUAUAUCAUCUUUGAUCCCUGCACUGGAUCGUGAACACCCAUCACCCAACGAUACACUAAAUGUGGAGCACAGGUUAAGAGAUAUACUUCUGGAAGAGGUCACUGACAACCCCAUACUUCAGACCACCCAAGUGACGCCACUUAUGGGCCCAUCUGACAAUGUGACUGAAACCAUGAUGAACCUAAAACUAGUCUCUGAUCCUGGGUUGCUCACCUCUACUGAUAGCCACGGGUUGACCACCUUCCCACCAGUCAGGUUCAACCCCACAAGCCAGCCUGAGGAAGUGGUAAAGGCAACUGAACAUGAGCAGCAGAGAAGGCAGUCACAAAGUUUUCUACAUUAUGAUGCCAAAGAAGAGGAGAGGCCAUCUGGGACCUUGACUACAAGUGUAGUUUCCACCAAGGACUUGAUUGAGUCGUGUUGUUCAGCAGGACAGCAAUGGGCAGCAGCAGGUGGCCAGUGUGAUAACAUGCAAAUGAUGGACAAAAAUUCAUCUGUAUGCAGAAUUGCACAGAAGCAAUGCUGUAUGGGAUACAUCAAAGAAAACAACUGCUUGGCUGGUGUCACAGCAGCCAGAGAGGGUGAGGAAUGUGAUGUGGAUGAAAGUGACAUCUGUGGAGCGGACAUCUAUAAGGAGUGUUGCACCUGCUGCUCUCUUGGCUUGAAACUACGCAUUGAGGGCCUUGGCUGUGAGUCUCACAGCUUUUUGGGCUACCCAUGCAACCACAUGAUCUUAGCAUGCUGUGAAGGAGAAGAAGGACACAUCCAAUCUUCCCUCAAUCAAAUUUCAAAGCUGGAAACCACUUCAUUACCUGAGAGAGUUUCAGAUGUUCAGUAUGCAAAGGAGGCUUUCUCAGCAGGUGAUGAGGAGGAAAAGGAAGUAGAUGAUCAGGACGAAUGCCAGCUCCAUGAGAGAUUGUGCAGUCAGGUGUGCAUCAACACCCCUCAGUCCUACCAGUGUAGCUGCUUCCCAGGAUACACCCUGCAGCCUGAUCACUACACCUGUACUAAAGAUUAUGAAGAUUUGAAUGACAAAGUGGACAUAAUGCCCCUGCCUUCCCUGUCCCCUACCGAGACUGCUGAGCUGGACCUGUGUAGAGAUAAUGGGCCAUGCAUGCAGCUCUGCACUCAGAUUGAGAAGACCCUCUUCUGUUCCUGCUUGAAUGGCUACACUCUCAUGCAGGAUGGUAUCUCAUGUGAAGAUAUCGAUGAGUGCCUCACUGGGGUUCACAGCUGUGCAAAUGGGACACGUUGUGAGAACACCAGGGGAUCUUUCCUCUGUGUCUACGUUGGAGGAGAAUGUCUGGAGGGUUAUGUACUCGACACAGAUAGGCGAUGUGUUGAUAUUAAUGAGUGUCUCACCGAUUCCCAUACCUGUCACUCCAGGGAACGCUGCAUUAAUACUGUUGGCUCCUUUAGGUGUGAGGGAGUCCUGACCUGUCCACCUGGGUACCAAAACAAAGAUGACAUCUGCGAAGAUAUUAAUGAGUGUGAACUGGAGACUCAUAACUGCAAAGCCGACCUCCAAUGUCAGAACACAGCCGGCUCCUUCUACUGCAGUCCAAAGCAAAGCUGCCUGACAGGGUUCACACGGGAUCAGCAUGGGAACUGUAUAGAUAUUGAUGAAUGUAGCAGUGUACUGAAACCCUGCAGUUCUGGCUUUAACUGUAUCAACACUGUGGGCUCCUACACCUGUCAGAGAAAGGUUAUCAUGUGCAGCCAAGGCUACCAUGCCAGCUCUGAUGGAACCCGCUGUGUUGAUGUGGACGAAUGCCAAGCUGGAGUGCAUCAGUGUGGAGAAGGACAAGUUUGCCAUAAUUUGCCUGGGACUUAUCGCUGUGAUUGUAAACCAGGUUACCAGUAUGACAUGUUCAGCAAGACAUGCUUGGAUAUCAACGAGUGCUGGCGUUACCCGGGGCGGCUCUGUGCUCAGACUUGUGAGAACACUCAGGGCUCCUAUCACUGCUCCUGUACAACAGGCUUCACUCUGGCUUAUGACGGCAAAAACUGUGAAGAUGUGAAUGAAUGCACAAACAACCCAUGCAGUCAGGAGUGUGCCAACAUCUAUGGCUCUUAUCAGUGCUACUGCCGACAAGGAUUUUACCUGAAAGAAGAUGGUCAUACCUGUGAAGACAUUGAUGAGUGUUCACAGAGCAUUGGCAACUUUUGCACCUUCAAGUGUGUAAAUGUGCCAGGCAGCUAUCAGUGCACCUGUCCAGAGACAGGCUACACUAUGUCGCACAACGGCCGUACCUGCAGAGACAUUGAUGAGUGUGCUGCGGGAACCCAUAACUGUAGCACAGAUCAGAUGUGCUACAACAUUCAAGGUGGCUUCCGUUGUUUAUCUUUCAGCUGCCCACAGAAUUACAGGAAGGUGUCAGACAUGCGCUGUGAACGCCUUUCCUGUCUCAACUACCUGGAUUGCCAGAACAGCCCUUUGAGGAUCACCUACUACCAGCUGAGCUUUCAGACCAACAUCAUGGUGCCGGCACAGAUUUUCCGCAUUGGGCCUUCACCAGCCUACGCUGGGGACAACAUUAUGAUAAGCAUCACUGGUGGUAAUGCAGAGGGCUACUUUAGCACCCGUAAGCUGAAUUCCUACACGGGUGCUGUCUUCCUGCAGAGGGAGGUGCUGCAGCCCCAGGACUUCCUGAUUGAUGUGGAGAUGAAGCUCUGGCGACAGGGCACAUUAACCACCUUCCUUGCCAGGCUCUAUGUGUUCAUCACAGCCCACACACUCUGAAGUGGUGCUGCCCAUAUUGAUCACUUGUGAUGGCAGCUGCUUGUUUAUUACCAUACUGUAUAAGUGCGAUCUUUCUUGGAGUAGCUUUCACAUACAUUCUGCUGAUGGUGCCCAUCAUCAUGUACCUGUAACAUUCAUAUUUUGUGCCAAUGAUACCAGGUGGUUGGGAGGAGGAUCCUGCUUGUCUUGCUGAAUUGCCUGCAGAGGGAGGAAGAAUAAGUUUAUCCACCCCUAUCAGCUUGCUGCUGACUUUUCAGUGGUGAGAUAAAUAUUACAACAUACUUUGAAAUGAGUAUUUACAGUUUAUGGGUGACAGCAGCACAUAACCACUCUUCCAGUGAACUUGGGGAGG